Messenger RNA from Rhinocladiella mackenziei CBS 650.93, 957 nucleotides. RefSeq lists its product as uncharacterized. Gene Ontology annotation, cellular component: RNA polymerase II transcription regulator complex. The record is from RefSeq and is a predicted model, not a curated record. The transcript is spliced from 3 exons. The coding region runs from base 1 to 957 and encodes 318 amino acids. Gene Ontology annotation, molecular function: transcription cis-regulatory region binding; DNA-binding transcription activator activity, RNA polymerase II-specific. NCBI's taxonomy places the organism in Eukaryota, Fungi, Ascomycota, Eurotiomycetes, Chaetothyriales, Herpotrichiellaceae.
AUGGACUACUCAUAUUUUACAUCUGCCCCUCAGCCAUAUCAAUUCUUUGGGCUACCCCAUACGCCUGCCACUACUCAGACCUCUAGCCUAGACGAGUUCAGAACUGCUCCAUCAACUGAUCAAUAUGACGCUGCUUUUGCUGCGUUCCAACAAAGCUUUCACUAUGACCCGACAACAUUCCUAGCAGAGCCCCAUCAACCCUCAUCCCAGUCUCCUACAAGCCAAGUUCGUCACGACUCGAUGAUCUCAAUACCAGAGAUGGAAAUGAACAGCAUUCCUGCUCCGGUUGCUGAAUCGACACCCGAUGAACCUGUGGUAGCCAGGAGCAGCAGCGAAGAAAAAGACACGUUAACACCACAACAGAGUCGAAGAAAGGCGCAAAAUCGCGCAGCCCAAAGAGCAUUUCGAGAGCGAAAGGAGAAACAUGUCAAAGAUCUCGAGGCCAAGCUCAAAAGUCUCCAACAUCAAUCUGUCACAUUGAAUGGAGAAAAUGAGCGUUUACGGCGCGAGCUCGCGAAGAUCGCAACGGAGAACGAAAUCCUUCGUGCCACAUCAGGUGCGGCUUCCAAUGGCCCAACGCCCUUUAUGGAAGAACCUGAUGAGUUGGUCGGCCCUCUGGGGUUCGUUCCCACGGAUCAUCCUUCAAAGGAUCGUUCUAGGGCUAGCAGCGUGGCUUCAGGAUUGGAGAUCGGCUCCAAGUAUGCCCAUUUUGGGACAUUGAGAACCAUCACUGUCGAUUGCGACACCGGUGAGCCAUUGCUCGGCGCGGGAGCCACCUGGGACUACAUUCAGGCUCACGAACUUUUUCGGAAAGGUCUGGUGGAUGUUGGCGAUGUCUGCGAACGUCUGAAGAAGAUGGCAAGAUGCGAUGGCCAGGGGCCUAUAUUUUUGGAAAGUGACGUGCGUCAAGCAAUUGCUGAGAGCGCCGUCGCUGGUGGUCGAGAUGAGUUAAUAUGA